Molecule: messenger RNA, 7127 nt
Organism: Micropterus salmoides (largemouth bass)
Lineage: Eukaryota; Metazoa; Chordata; Actinopteri; Centrarchiformes; Centrarchidae
Gene: cntnap1
Product: contactin associated protein 1
Exons: 24
Coding region: 1002-4928 (1308 amino acids)
Source: RefSeq, a predicted model, not a curated record
GUCCCAUAAACCCACUUUUUAAUCCCAAAGCCUUUUUAUUUUGUGGUCAAUGUGCCACCAAUUGCCACAAAUCCCUCUCUCCCUCAGUCCCACCCCGCCCCCACCACCCUGUGUGUGUGUGUGCAGAGAUGAGUCUGAGUAAAGGCACAGCUGGCAUCAUCAUCCUGUAACCUGUUCUGGUCUGGCUGUAUUUGUGAAUGCACUGGCAUGAACUGAGUACCUGGACAGAAAGACAACCAGCCGUUCACCCUGGUGGUCAGCUAUGAUUGUCAUUAUCUGUGGUUCUGCUUCUGAUAAGGAUAUUAAGGACUUCCACCCUAUUUUGGUGUUCAAGUUCCUGGAGAGAAAGACUUCUCAACCAUCUCCUCACUAGCGCAGUGCACUCUUGGCCAGUUGGCAGCCAUGAAAAGUGUGCCAAAGGAUGAUAUGAGAUGCCAGGGCAAAAGAGAAGAGGAAUAAAUCUUGGUAUUAUGAUCCACAGCCCGGAGGGAAAAGUGUUGUUUUUGACCAUUACCACAAGACGUAUUUGGAGAUUGAAGACAUAUUAAUAUUUGGUUUUGGAAAAAUACUGUCAAUCUGCAGUGGACUGAAAAAGUUAUUUUCCUCCCUUCCAGUCUGUUCUGCAUCCAGACUCCUGCAGGAGGAACGCAACAGAAGCCUUCUCCCACCUGGCCAAUCAGCUCUGCUAUUUAAGCACAUGUUACUAUAAGUUUAUGUUGAAUGAUAUCAUGCAAGAUCCACACCAUUACACGACGGCCAUGUUAAUAACAAUAGCAGUUUAAAGGAUAUAAAAGAAGAAGUGCGCGCUCUCGGCCAAGCGCAGCAUCAGCACCAGCAUCAGAAGCGCGUCCCCGCCGCGGUGGAGACUGCCCGAGAUCCCGGGAAGAGGAGUUGGAGCUGUGCGUGUUAAAGUUGGGCUAAAGGGGGUUGAGAGGAUGCUGCAGAACAAUCUACGAUCAAAUUAACAUAGCCUAUGCGGAGAAACGUGUCCUAAGUGAAGGAUGACUUGCAAAAUACUGAGCAUAUGCCUCUUAUUUUUGGGUUUUCAACAUUGCUCCUCACGAGAAUGUGUUGAUCCGCUGGUCUCCGGGCUCUAUGCCUCCUCCUUCCUGGCCUCGUCCAGAUAUAACUUUCUUUACUCUGCCAAUUUUGCCAAAUUAUAUGGCAGCAGCGGCUGGUCCCCAUCCCCCAGGGACAGACAGCCAUGGCUGCAGAUAGACCUGCGCAGGAAGUAUCGACUGGUGGCCAUUGCCACCCAGGGGACCUUCAACUCAUAUGACUGGGUCUCAAAGUACACCCUGCUCUAUGGAGAUAGGCCAGACUCCUGGACGCCGUACAUCAUGAAAGGAGGAAACUCUACACUGCCUGGGAACUGGAAUUAUUAUCAGGUGAAGAGGAAUGUUUUCCAUUACGCCUUUACUGCUAAACACAUUCGUCUGCUGCCUCUGGAGUGGAACACAGAGAAUGGAGGGAAGAUCGGUGUGAGGCUGGAGCUAUUUGGCUGCCCUUAUGAUUCCUAUGUGCUACAGUACAACGGGGAUGACUCAGUGGUCUACAUGUACCCAGGAAAAAGGUCUCGUACACUACAAGACCAUAUUGCCAUAAACUUCAAGACUCUGGAGCAGGAUGGUCUACUAUUACAUAGUGAGGGGAUUCAAGGAGACCUCUUCACCCUUGAGCUCAAGAGAGGUCGUCUUUACCUGCACAUCAGCCUAGGAAGCAGUGUAAUACACAAAGUUAAUGGUCGAACUACACUGACUGCUGGCAGCCUUCUUGAUAAUCUACACUGGCACUAUGUCACCAUCAAGCGCUAUGGUCGACAGGUGAACUUCACAGUGGACAGUCAGACAGUGUCAGCCAUCUGUAACGGAGAGUUUACACACCUGGAUCUUGAUACACAGUUAUACGUAGGAGGUGUUAUAGAGCAAAAUUUGCCUCACUUGCCAACCACACCAAAUUUCCGGGGCUGCCUGGAGAACGUCUUCAUCAAUGGCAUCAACAUCAUUGACAAGACACAGAGAGAAGAAUCUGACAUCCGCAUCCCACGAAAGAAAAAGAUGCAUUUUGCUUGCAGGGACAUUCUGCUCAAACCAAUGACUUUUGCUGGGCCCAACAACUAUCUGCAGGUACCGGGCUUCUUCAGGAGGCCUCGUAUGUUUGUCAAGUUCAAGUUUCGGUCAUGGGACUACACAGGGUUGCUAAUGUUCACGCGAUUUGCGGAUGACCUGGGUGCCCUUGAGCUGGGGCUAAGCGAGGGACAGAUCAACGUCACUAUAUUCCAGCCUGGCAAGAAGAAACUCCAGUUUGCUGCAGGAUACAGGCUAAAUGAUGGUUACUGGCAUACAGUGGAUUUGGCAGCCAGAGACAGCCUGCUGACCCUCACAAUUGAUGAGGAGGAAGGCUCUCCCCUAAAGAUCACCAACCCUUUUACAAUUCGGACAGGAGACCGCUACUUUUUUGGAGGUUGUCCGAAAACCAAUAACACAAUAAGGAAGUGUGAGACCAAGCUGAACCGCUUCCAUGGUUGCAUGCAGCAUAUCUUCAUAGACAAUGAACAGCUUGAUAUCGAUAUUAUUCUGCAACGACAGUGGGGGCGCUAUGCUGAGUUGUUGUUGGGCACAUGUGGCAUCACUGACAGAUGUACUCCAAAUCCAUGUGAACAUGAAGGCAGAUGCAUCCAGUCCUGGGAUGACUUUAUAUGUCUGUGUGAGAAUACAGGUUAUAAAGGAGAAGUGUGUCACAUGUCGGUUUAUAAAGAGUCAUGCGAGGCCUACAGACUCAGCGGCAAGUAUUGGUCUGGAAACUACACCAUCGAUCCUGAUCUCAGUGGACCGCUGAAACCAUUUGAAGUGUACUGCAAAAUGAAGUCAUAUAAAGCUUGGACAGUGAUUAUGCAUGACCGUGUGGAUGGUACCAAGGUGAGUGGGAGUUCAAUAGACCGGCCCUAUAUAGGAGAUGUCAACUACUGGAAUGCCUCCUGGGAUGAAGUCACUGCUCUAGCCAACACUUCAAUGUACUGUGAGCAGUGGAUUGACUACUCCUGCUACAAGUCCCGUCUCCUCAACACCCCCAAUGGAAGACCUUUUGGUUACUGGAUUGGCCGUAACAAUGAGAGUCACUAUUACUGGGGAGGAACAUUCAGAGAGGUCCAGAAGUGUGGCUGCGCUAUCAACCAAACCUGCACUGAUCCCAAGUUUCAAUGCAACUGUGAUGCUGACUAUAGACAAUGGUACUCCGACAAGGGCUACUUGGACUUUAGAGACCAUCUGCCUGUGAGAAAGGUAGUAGUCGGGGACACCAACAGGACCGGCUCAGAAGCACAGUUCACCGUUGGGCCCCUCCGCUGCCAUGGGGACAGAAACAUCUGGAACACCAUAGCCUUCACCAAACCCACCUACAUAACUUUCCCCACCUUCAGGCCUGGCUCCAGCGCUGACAUCUCCUUCCACUUCAAAACCUAUCGUGACCACGGCGUCUUCUUAGAGAACUCUGAUGACCAACUUCGAAACUUCAUACGGAUAGAGCUGAAUACCACCCAUAACCUCGUGUUUGUAUUUAUGGUUGGUGAUGGCAUCAUAAAUGUGACACUACGCUCCCCUGUGCCUCUCAAUGACAAUGAGUGGCACUUUGUUCAGGCUGAGAUUAAUGUGAAACUGGCCCGCAUCAAGGUUGAUUAUCAGCCUUGGGCUGUUACGCGCUUUCCAGGUCAGACCUUUGUCACCAUGAAGUUUACACAUCCUAUCCUAGUAGGUGCAGCCAACCGCACCCUGAGACCUUUCUUGGGGUGUCUUCGAGGGUUACGGAUGAACGGUGUUCCUCUUGAUCUAGAGGGGAAAGUAAAUGAAGAACAGGGUAUAAGGAGGAACUGUACUGGACAGUGCCUCAAUGCUACCAUACCAUGCCGAAACAGUGGCCAGUGUAUUGAGGGCUAUGCUUCCUACACUUGUGACUGCAACAACACAGCUUUUGAUGGUUUCUACUGCCAUAAAGACAUCGGAGCCUACUUUGAGAUUGGCUCGUGGCUGAGAUACAACAUACGAAAGAAGCCUAUUUCAGAUGAAGCAGCAUGGGCCAACUGGAUCGACCCACAUUACGACAACUUCAGCCUUGGUUACAAUGACACAGCAGAUGACAUAGAGUUCAGUUUCAGCACUGUUCACACGCCAGCUGUGUUGCUCUACAUCAGCUCCUUUGUCCAAGACUAUAUUGCUAUCAUCCUUAAGAAUGAUGGUAGUGUAGAUCUGAGGUAUAAACUGGGUCUCAUAACACACAAGUACCAGCUGACUCACCGAAACCUGGCAGAUGGAUACCCCCACUACGUCAACAUAACCAGACACAACAGAACAAUCAAAACACAGGUGGAUUACAUGGAGCCCAUUGUGGAAAAAAUAACCUUAGUGGAGGACGCCAGGUUUGAUUCUCCAAAGUCAAUGUUCCUAGGGAGAGUGAUGGAGGUUGGUGAUAUUGACUAUGAGAUCCAGAGGCAUAAUGCUCCAGGCUUCAUAGGCUGCAUAUCUGGGGUGAGAUACAAUGUCUAUGCCCCUUUAAAGGCCUUCUUCCGUCCAAAUGAAACAGACCCUCCAGUAACGACACAAGGCUAUGUGUCUGAGUCCAACUGUGGGGCCUUCCCCCCUGUCCUGGGUUAUGUACCAUGGGAGGUAGACCCUUGGUUUACUGGCAUAGAGUAUUUUUAUAUCCAUGAUGACCUAGGCCUGUUUUGGAUAACGGUCAUUGUCAUCCUGGCGUUGCUGCUGCUCUUUGGAGGGCUGUACAGCAUCUAUGUCUAUGCGUAUCAGCAGAAGGGCAGCUACCGCACCAAUGAACCUAAGAACCUGGAGUCCCCCAGCAGUUCCAGGCCGCUGACGGAGACCCUGAGGCGAGAAAAAAAGAACCUCCCACAAAUUGAAGAGGAGUUCAGGAGCGACUAGCAUCACAGGACCUUUGGAACAAUGGGUGGGGUUUGACUGGGGGUUAGGGAGAGGGAAAUAGCACUUACAACAACCACAGAUACCUGUAUUACAUUUUCAAAUUCUUUUCUUCUUUUUUUAUAGUUUGUUUUUUGUUCCUUUCCCCGGUUGAGGUUUGGAUCUGAUGCCUGGUGCUCUAAAUAGUGUGUAUUUUGGUAAGGGUUAAAAGUUCUCAUCAAGCCCCAUGUUGCGUGAGUAGCCAACAAGUCUCACACUGUAUUGCAGGGUGAAAUACUGAAGUGCCUCAUCUGAGCAAGCUUGAUCUGAAGUAAUCAUAAUGGCUUAUUCAGACAGGGUUUAGAUUAGACACUGCGGGAACAGGAUUUUAAGGGAUAUUUAAUUACAUUUGGAACAUCACUUUAACAUAUUCAGGCUUUUAUUGAUUGAGUUUUUUCCUGAGCCACUGUUGAGAGUGAUUAAAGCUAACAAUAUCUUACUGUAUAGAUUUAUUGCCAUCUAAAAUAUACCUUAUGAUGACAAUCUCUCAUGGAGCUCAUUUUUACAUCAUAGCUGAUAAUCCGUCUUGGGUUUGAUCAGUAAGCACAUCUGAGAACUAGUGAACUUAACCAGUGCAGCAAAAAUCCUGAUCAAUGAUACAAAACUGGUGUUCACGAAUAAAAACAACCAACCGAAGAGAGGACAUACUGACAAGCAUAAAGCUUUGAGUUGAUGAUAUGGAUUGUAAAAGGUAUAUUCGCUUAUAUUUGUUGUAUUGCAGCCUCUAACAGUGCAUUACCUAUACAGAAUGGCACAUGUAAGUGGUUCAGAAUUACUAUAGUGUCAGUAGAUAGCAGCUUUGCCAAAUCACUUUAUGCCAGAUUCCUAACACAUGGAAAUGAGAGUGUGGUGAUAUGAAGAUACUGUACCUCCAGGUGUGAGAGCUAACAGGCUGUUGGUGUACUGCAGGAUCAAAACAAAAGUUGAUCUUGAACUCGCCAGGGACUGUCUUUCUUCUGGUUACUUAUAUUAUGGUCAAGCUGCCACUAGCUCGGUGCUACAGAGUGUUUAACUCAGCAGACAUCUCUAACGACAGUAUUACAAAAGAAAAAGUCUUCUCAUAACCCUUUCAUCCCCAAUAGUAAGCAUCUUUCAGGAAACAGCUGCUCCAAAUGGCCAUGUGGAGAAACAUAAAUAUUAACACACAUGUACACACACACACACACAAUAAUAUAUACAGAGGACCACAUGAGUGUAAAUGACAAGCUUUUACUUCUAACUUAUACUGCUCGAAUAUUUUUGCAUAAUGCUGUAGGACAGUAGCCAGCCACGCUGUCAUCGCUGCUGCUGCUGCUUGUUUAGUUGCUUUCAGUGGAAAGUUGAAAAGUCUACAUGUAGUCCAAUGAAAUUUCUUUCUCUGGCAAGAUGAAAUUUCGUUUGAUGUGUGGUGCAACCAAAGCUUAGGGCUUUCAUCACUUACUGCAGCUCUCCUUGAUGCUAAAGCACUCUUGCAUUAUUGUGAAAAAAAGUGUAAAAAAGUGAUAUAUUUAAUAACAUAUCAGCUAUGCAUUUGUAGAGCAUGACCGCACUUUGCAAAAACAGGCAAUAACUUGAGUUUCUUUCAGCCAUCAGUGAUGUUAAUGUCUCAGCUUAAUUUGCAAAUGCACAAUAGCAAGUAGGAUCUAAUGAGUGUAUACGUGAAUAUAUGAAUAAUAUGUUAAGCGACUUUUUUAUUCCUAUGGUUUAUAUAAAACAAGUUACAACAGUUAAAAGGAGUACUCUGAAUGUAAAUCAUCUGACUCUGUAAUGUAUAGAUACUACAGUGAAGACCUGCUGUGAUGUUUUCAUUGUAGGUUGCUUAGCACUGAAAGUAAAAUUAUGUGUGGUAGUUUUUUAGAAUGCUCAGGAAAAAGAAAGUACAGUACUUGUUCUCUGUAGCACUAAUACACCUCCAAAACUCAACAUUGUUGGUUUCUUCCAUUACAGAUGGGCAGAACUGUGCGAAAUUGUAGAGUGAAAGAAUGUACAGUAGAUGUAAAAACUGCAAUUACUGUAAAGGCACGACAUGGAAAUAAUAUAUGAAAAUGUACAGAUUCGGCCAAAAGUGGCUUAUACAGGCUUUAUUUUUAAGAAUGCUGUAAUAAGAUGAAUGAUGAUGAAAAAUGAGAAAACAGAGUGAAACUGUUGGUUUGUGAUUGAUGCAAAGAAUAGUUUGUGUACUGG